AUCUUUUUGGCUUUUUUGAUUGUCUGAGCACCCAGAGAGCACACGCGUACGUCAAGCUACACCACCUCGAGGAAAUAUCGAGAAAGAAACCGCAAAACGGCCUUCCCCCACCGCCGUUCCCUCAUCGACUUCUGACUUCAUCGCACUCACAUCAGAGGAACACGAUGAACGCUCUGUUUGGUCUGUUUGGUCGCACCAAGGCGCCGCCAAAGCCGAAGGUCCCCAUCUAUCGCAACGAACUUGAAGGAACCGAGGGAGAGGGGAGCGACGCCAAUGAAUCGACAUCGUAAGCAGAAGGGGAGGGACGAAACAUGGUCGUGGCCUGGCCCACUAUGUCUCUCUCUGUGCAGGCCGGGUUUCUCGCCCGCCAAGACGGCAAUCUUCGACAAACGCAGCGACUCUCACGCAAGGUGAGCACUUCCACACUCAUUCGCCGUCUGUGGGCACGGAUCCCUGUGUUGUUUGUCGACACACAACGACAGCAAUUUCCUCACAUCGCAGCUGCUGCAGAGUUCGACAGUAGACAAGAUCAUCCGCCGGGGUCAGCUGCCCACCCCACGACCGCAAACAACAGGCAGCCCGGCUGUAUUUCUCUUGUUUGGUUCAGGUUCGACGGCAAGUGUGAGUGCGGGUGAGCCAUCCGUGGUGUAUGAGGCCAAGGGCGUGGGGUCGUCGUCGUCUGCCUGUCUCGUGGGAGAGGAUGACGGGGACGAGGAGUGGGAAGAGGUAGGUGGGCUGCCAUGCCAACAGACAGACAGACAGACAGACAGGCGAGGUUGUGUAUGUCUCCACCUCUCUAUGUGUCCAUCUGCGUGUGCUGUACGCUGUGUGUGUGUGUCAGGUGUCGUUGAGCAAGGAGGACAUUGACGAGAUGGAGGAUGAAGAUUACCAGGCCUUCUACAUGCGCCAGUGGAUCUUCUUCCUCUCUGUUUUCUGCUAGAAUGACGCAGUCAGCAUCAACACCUACCUAACUGGCCACGUGACGUGACCAACCAGACAGAGAGAGACAGACAGAUGGCAUAUUGCGAGCGACCCGUUGCUGUUUUUUCGGUGCUGUGUGUGUGUGCACGUGUGAGAGUAUCGCAACGGUCGCAUCGCAGUGUCAGGCCAGGGCACUGUUCCCCACGUUUGCUGCUAUGCCACAUUGACGUGCCCGAUUUAUCCAUUGACGCGCUCGAAUACCGUGUGCGUAUGAUAAUGGGAUGGGGGAGGGACGGAGGGAGGGAGAGAAAACGAACGAUUGCCUCAACCUUUGCUGGAAA
Vitrella brassicaformis is the source of this 1262-nucleotide messenger RNA. The record is from the annotation of a GenBank genome assembly. Lineage: Eukaryota; Vitrellaceae.